AUGGAUUCUCUUUCUUGCUCUUCGACAAAGAUGAACAACAACAACAACAACAACAAGGUCUCUGUCAGAAACAAAACUCGUUUCAAGAACACCAAUUUGAUCACAAGACAAAAGACCAUUCUCAAGAAGGCUUUAGAGCUCUCCGUUCUAUGCGACAAUGAAAUCUGUGUCAUCCAUUACGAUCUUGAAGGAAAUCUCGUCGAAACUUAUCCUGAAGAACAGAGCAAUGUUAAGGACAUUCUCGAGAGGUAUAACAGUUUAAGCGACAGAGAAAAAAUCAAGAAAAGCACGAAUCUUUCUCAGUUCUGUAACAAGAAACUCAUUGACGAGAAGAAAAGAUCUCUUACUAACGCAGAGGAACACAACAAGUUCACAAAGAAAGUUGGAGAGUUCGAGGGUUCCUUGGUCGAUCAGUUUCAUAUAUUACAAGACAGGUUUCGUGAUCUUCAUCAGACCACAGCCGAGCGUGAUCAGAGCUCUUUUCUUGAUGUUAGGUCUGUAAAAGAUCACAACUUUCCGGCGUCUUCUGGCUUCACCCUCGCCAAUGACUUGUCUUCUUCACUAAUCGAGGAGAAUCCAUUGAUGAAUUUUAAACUGUACGAUCUUGAUCAACAACAACAAGAGACAGGAUCGAAACAGAGUUGGGAAGUUGAGUAA
Messenger RNA from Eruca vesicaria subsp. sativa (arugula), 657 nucleotides. NCBI's taxonomy places the organism in Eukaryota, Viridiplantae, Streptophyta, Magnoliopsida, Brassicales, Brassicaceae. The record is from the annotation of a GenBank genome assembly.